AACAUUAGCAGGCUUUUCAAUUGUAUUACGUCCAACAAUACCAUUAGCACAAAAAAUAUGUUUUGUUUUUAGUGGUGAAGGUCCUCAGUGGUGGGCUAUGGGUAGACAAUUAUAUGAAAGUGAACCUUUAUUUAAUAAAUGGAUUAAUUUAAUUGAUGGAGAAUUGACAAAAAUUAAUAAUGGUGAAUGGAGAUUAUUAGAAGAAUUAAUUGAGAAGAGAACUGAACGAGAAUCUCGUAUUAAUGAUACAAAUAUUGCUCAACCAACAUUAUUUGCUAUACAAGUUGCAUUAACAGUUUCACUUAUUUCAUGGACUAUAUAUCCAUCAUCUAUAAUAUCACAAAGUGCUGGUGAUCAAGCAGCUGCUUUUGUUGCUGGUUGUUUAAAUGUAGAAGAAACUAUUCGUAUAUUAGCUCUUUCAAUGAGUGAAGAAGAAGUACAAAAUAAAGUUCUGAAAGGUAUUGAACAUUUGGCUUGUAUUGCUGUUGUUAAUAGUCGUCGUCGAGCAACAAUAAGUGGUGAUGAAAAAACUAUCGAUGAAAUACAACAAAUUCUUACAAUAUCUUAUCCUAAUGUAUUCAAAGCACGUCUUCGUACUGAAAAUGCAUUUCAUCGUAUUAAAUAA
Messenger RNA from Adineta steineri, 625 nucleotides. The record is from the annotation of a GenBank genome assembly. Lineage: Eukaryota; Metazoa; Rotifera; Eurotatoria; Adinetida; Adinetidae.